AGUGCAAAUGUUUCCAUUAACUAUGCUAGAUGUCCUAAGAAAAACUUGGUUGCGGAGGAACGCCUUCCAACGGCUGAAGUGAAUACCGUCCCUGUGGUGAAUACUGCGACUGUGGAGAUGCAUGAGUCGAAGGAAAACGCCAUCAUUUGUCCCGUAACAUUAGCAGAGUUCGAACUAAUUCCUAAAUACAUGCGUGGUCGAAUGGCACUGUCGGAAUUGAACGAUAUCGUUGGCAAGCUGGAUGAGUUUCUCACUAUGAAGCGAAAUUUACUGAACACGUCUUUUAAGAAGCUUUCCAUGAAGGACAAAGAUCAGGUCUCCAAGUGGAGGGAACAGGAGCCUGCUCCAAUUACUGGUCAGCUCUAUUGUCAGGAAGUCGAUGUAAAACCCUUCAUGAAGGAUCGCUCUAAAGCUCUAUUUCGUACAGCAAUGCCUUGUUUGCGGCAUGUUCGACGAGUAAGAGAGGUUCGAGUUAAAGGAAAGGUUUAUUUACUUCCUGGUCAAUGA
Molecule: messenger RNA, 507 nt
Organism: Haemonchus placei
Lineage: Eukaryota; Metazoa; Nematoda; Chromadorea; Rhabditida; Trichostrongylidae
Source: the annotation of a GenBank genome assembly